CCCGCGUGCCGCAUCCCGCGUCGUCUGCCGCCACCGCGCGCCUUCACUGACCCUCACCGCCGCCGCUGUCGCCGCCGCCGCGCUCGCUGGCUGGCCCAGUGCGGGCGGCGGGCUCCCGCCGGAGAAGACUGCCAGCGCCGCCGCCGCCGCCGCUUCGGCCCGGGCUCGGGCCCGGGCCCCGACCCCGUCCCGGGCCCCAGCGCCAGCCGCCCGCCCGAUCGGGCGAUGAAGUGUCACUAUGAGGCGCUGGGGGUGCGGCGCGACGCCAGCGAGGAGGAGCUGAAGAAGGCCUAUCGGAAGCUGGCCCUGAAAUGGCACCCGGAUAAAAAUCUGGAUAAUGCCGCAGAAGCAGCUGAACAAUUUAAAUUAAUCCAGGCAGCAUAUGACGUGUUGAGUGACCCUCAGGAAAGAGCAUGGUAUGAUAAUCAUAGAGAGGCCCUACUUAAAGGUGGGCUUGAUGGCGAAUAUCAAGAUGACAGCUUAGAUUUGCUACGCUAUUUCACCGUUACCUGUUAUUCUGGUUAUGGAGAUGAUGAAAAGGGCUUUUACACGGUGUAUCGUAAUGUUUUUGAAAUGAUUGCCAAGGAAGAACUAGAAUCUGUGUUAGAGGAAGAGGUUGAUGAUUUCCCAACUUUUGGAGACUCCCAGAGUGACUAUGAUACGGUAGUCCAUCCUUUCUACGCUUAUUGGCAGAGUUUCUGCACUCAAAAGAAUUUUGCAUGGAAGGAAGAAUAUGAUACACGACAAGCUUCAAACCGCUGGGAAAAACGAGCCAUGGAAAAAGAAAACAAAAAGGUUCGGGACAAAGCAAGGAAAGAGAAGAAUGAGCUUGUCCGUCAGCUGGUAGCUUUCAUUCGUAAAAGAGAUAAAAGAGUGCAGGCUCAUCGAAAACUUGUGGAAGAACAGAAUGCAGAGAAGGCAAGGAAAGCCGAAGAGAUGAGGCGGCAGCAGAAGCUAAAGCAGGCCAAACUGGCGGAGCAGUACAGAGAACAGAGCUGGAUGACUAUGGCGAAUUUGGAGAAGGAGCUCCAGGAGAUGGAGGCACGGUACGAGAAGGAGUUUGGAGAUGGGUCGGAUGAAAACGAAAUGGAAGAACAUGAACUCAAAGAUGGGGAGGAUGGUAAAAACAGUGAUGAGGCUGAGGACGCUGAGCUCUAUGAUGACCUCUACUGCCCAGCAUGUGACAAAUCGUUCAAGACAGAAAAGGCCAUGAAAAAUCACGAGAAGUCAAAGAAGCAUCGGGAAAUGGUGGCCUUGCUAAAACAACAGCUGGAGGAGGAGGAAGAAAAUUUUUCAAGACCUCAGAUUGAUGAAAAUCCAUUAGAUGACAAUUCUGAGGAAGAAAUGGAAGAUGCACCAAAACAAAAAGUCAAGUAUUUGACAUUUCGAUUUAUAUUUGCUCUUAGGCUUUCUAAAAAACAGAAGAAAAAGAAACAGAAACCAGCACAGAAUUAUGAUGACAAUUUCAAUGUAAAUGGAACCGGAGAAGGAGUAAAGCUUGAUCCAGAAGAUACUAACUUAAAUCAAGACAGUACCAAAGAAUUGGAAGAUAGUCCCCAGGAAAAUGUCAGUGUCACAGAGAUCAUUAAACCAUGUGAUGAUCCAAAAAGUGAAACUAAAAGAUACACACACAUAUGUAUACAGAUGAAGAGCAUUGAGAAGAGGAUGCUAGAGGAAUGUGCCCACACACAUCUCAGCAGCAUGGCCAAAAUCAGAAAGAUGUCACUUUGAUCCAGUUCUUGUUUCCCUUAUCCUGCUGUGGUGCUGAUUUUGUCGUGGAUCAUUAACCCUUGACACUCACAUGAGAACAAGACUCCUGCUGCGUCCCUGGAGUGUUACUAACCAAAUCUCCAUGUUCAUGACAGCAGCUUGUGUUGGGCCCCACCAUGUUGUGAGGAUGCAUGGCAGCAGCUGGGGCCUUUCCUGCUUAGGGGAGCCCUGGACUCUUGGUGCUGCACAAGGCCAUGGUGUGGCCUAGGAGGAGGUCUCACUCAAGGGAGGUAGCCAGUCCUGUCCUCUCCUUCCUCCUCUUGUCUGACUUUCUUUUCCACAUCCUCCUCGGUUCCUCUAGAACAGAGAAUCAUUUCUUAUUUCUUGAGGAAAGAUCUGAUAGUGAGGAGCUUCAGGUUUCUGUCAUUACAGAAUCCUGAAAAGAAUAAAAGUGACAGAGCAAAGUGGGAGCAUGAGGUAAAAAUGCUAACACUGGAGCAACAGUGAUGGGGUGGGGGAGUGUGUGUACUUUGGCGUUUAAGGCACUUAGGGGUUUAAGGAAGGAGGAAACAGAUGUGACUGAGGCCUACAAUAUGGCUCUGGCUGUAGAAGAAAAUAUAUAAAGAAUUACACAAACUGGUCAUGUUGAAGCUUUGAAGAACUUUGGAGAGUAGAAGCCUAGAAGGGGAAAUUCAUAUUUAUUUCACUCUGACACCAGGUGCUUGUUCCCUUUCUGCUAAUGGGGAAACUGAAUUUCAGGUUAAUUGUCCAAAGACAAAAGCUGUUGAGUAGAAAGCCUGACACUUCAUUCCAUCUGCCUGACGACUUGAAGGCACCCAGAUCAUCUGGCUCCACGGAGCCUGUGUGUCCUUUGGGAUGGGUGCAAGGGUGGGCCAAGAGGUGGGGCUGUGAGCCUCUGAACCCCUUCUUCAUCUAAAACUAAAAUUUUUCACUUCUUUUCCAUGUUACUUCUUUUUUUUUUUUUCGGAGAUGGAGUCUUGCUCUGUCACCCAGGCUGGAGUACAGUGGCACAAUCUCGACUCACUGCAAUCUCCGCCUCCUGGGUUCAAGCAAUUCUCCUGCCUCAGCCUCCCGAGUAGCUGGGACUACAGUCAUGCACCACCACGCCUGGCUUUUUUUUUGUAUUUUAGUAGAGACAGGGUUUCACCAUGUUACCCAGGCUGGUCUCAAACUCCUGACCUUGUGAUCUACCUGCCUCGGCCUACCAAAGUGAUGGGAUUACAGGCGUGAGCCACCAUGCCCAGCCUCCAUGUUACUUCUACAUGAGAAUUGGUCUGGGGAGGAAGAAGGUUCUCAGACUUGGGCAACCACUGAUAUAGUUCAGCUCUCUCAUUUCACUGAGGUGAGAAAAGGAUUCAGAGAAUUCAAGUGACUUCUUCACAGCUGCAGCAUGGCAGGGCUAAGACAGAUACAUUACACCCACCACCCUCCCCACACUACUCCUGUCCCCUGGAUCCAGGGCCUUUAUGCUGGACUCCUCUGCUGCUUCUCUGGAGUGGUGUGGACACUGGCCACCUACUGAGACAUGUUUUUUUAAAAAAUUGUGUGUGUGUGUGUGUGUGUGUGUUUAGUAUUUCUAAAAAAUAAACGUCUUAGAUAUCAGUUUCAGAGAUGUAACUGUCUUUCAUAUUAUAAGUGAUGUUUGCCAGGAA
Molecule: messenger RNA, 3383 nt
Organism: Macaca mulatta (Rhesus monkey)
Lineage: Eukaryota; Metazoa; Chordata; Mammalia; Primates; Cercopithecidae
Source: RefSeq, a predicted model, not a curated record